AUGAAUGUUCUAGCAGUACUGUGGACAGUGUAUUUACUAGGUCUCUGCAACUGUGGAGAACUCAGUAGUCUCCGUAAAGAGGUUGUAGAUCUCGUCUUUGACCUCUCUUUUCCAGACUCUUCCUUGGUUAGGUACUAUGAAAGUACUGCAGAUGGAGUAGUCUACCAAUCAUUCUUCCCCAAGGGACAACUAUUCAGCAAGGUAGUGGAUGGAGGAGCUACUCUCUGGGAGGCUAAAGGAGAAGAGAGAUGUUCUGUACUAUUCACAAGUGUUGGCAAUGGCAAGAGCAGAGCCAUUCUCCAUGUAUGGGCUAAUGGUAUAGACUCCAAGAUGAUGCAUUAUGAGAAACUAGACGGAGAAUGGAAGCUUGUAACUGUAAGAGUUAAAGGUCGCCCAGUGUCUGACAAACCAGUCUCUCCACAAGAAUCUCUAGCAGACCUUGACUUUGCUAGUCUUGGAUGUCCACUGGGAGGAUUCUCUGCUACAGAAGUUCCUGUAGAGGAUCCCAAGCCACUCGCUGAGGAAGGUCCAUCUCAUGAGGAAGAGCUAGGAGAGCUUGAUGAAGCUUCGCCAGGGGACACUGUAGAACAUGAUGUAAAAGAAUCUGAAGAUGUUGUAGGGACUCCUGAAGAAUCUCAUGAUGAGGAAGAAUUGACAGUUUACAAGGUAGAAGACUCUCCUGUAGAGGAUCUCCCUGAACUUAUAAAAGAGGUUGAAAAUGAAGAAUCUACCGAACCAGAACCUUCAGUAGGAGAUACUGAUAAGGCACCUAAAGAUGCUCAACCUGAGGUCUAUACAGAAGUCCCUCAGCAAAGAAUGGUAGCUCCUACUGCACAAUUACAACAGGCCACUGAACCAGCUCCACCUGAAGAGGAACAGCAACAAGCUAAGCCUCAGCCUGCACCUCUGAGUGAGUUUGCUAAAAAGGUUGACUCUUUACUCUUUAAUGUCUUGGACUCUUUUGAAGGCAGUGCCAUGGUUCUUAAACUAGAUGCUAAAGAGGGUGUUACUGUCAAGAAUCUCAUGUAUGGUAAGGAAGAGGUCUGGAAAGAUAAGAAGAAAUCUUGUUCCUCCGCUCUCUUAUAUCUGGAUGGAGAAAAACCUACUCUUGCAGUUGUCGAUGUCCAAGAGAAAAAGAAUGUUAAAAAGAUUUACAGAUAUCAUGAUGGUAAGAAGUGGAAGAAUGGUAAUAUUUAUGACCAUAACAAGAAGUUGAGUGAGCUGAAGAAAAAGUAUAAACAUGCAAUACCUGCUACCCUUGACCUUUCUAACCCCGAUAAAACAAAGUUAGAUGUGCACACAGAAACUGAAUCUGGAAUGACUGUUAAGGAAUACUCUCCAAAGGAUGCCUUCCAUAUAUACUCUGUUCUUGAUGGUGGUAAGGAGCUAUGGAAGGCUGGGGCUGGUCAAAAGUGUUUCCUUGUGGAAUCUUACACCAAGAAUACUACUAAAGUUAUCUACUUAGAAAUUGAUAAUUGUAAUAGCAAUCAGUCCAAGUACUUUGGGAAUAAUGCUAAUGGAGAAUGGAAAAGUAUAGAAAAGGUAGAGUUUGAUAAGAAGAUAGAGGAAAUGAUUGGAGAGUCUGGAAAUGAUACUUCUCUAAAUAUUGCUCGUAUAAACUCAUCUAAAUGCCAGUCCUUCGACUAUACCUUCGCUGCAAAUGCGAUAAAGUUGCUUGUCCCUAAUAAAGGUGUUGCUGUGUCUAAGCUCAUGAAUGGUACUAGGACUGUAUGGACUCCUGGAGAUAAUGAAACAUUUGAUCAUGCUAAAUCAUUCCUAAACAAAGACGGUAAACCUGAACUUGUUCUUGUUGUAACUACUUCAUCUGGUACUCCUAAGGAAACUUACUUUGAGCUAAAGGGUGGUAAAUGGGUAUCCUGUAGUAAUCAUGAUGCCAAGAUCAAGAAUUUAAAGGAUCCUGUAGAAUGGAAGUCAAACUUUGAUAUCGACGUUUCCGCUUCUAAGUACACUGACAAGUGUAGCAUUUUUGAAGCAGAAUUAGUAGGAGUUACUGUUAAGCAUUUAUUUUCCAAACCUAGCCACGUUAUCAUGAAAGUUAAGGAUGGGAGUACAGAGGUAUGGAAAUCCAGACACUGUGGAGCAAAAGACUUUCGUAUGAACUAUGAUUACUGCCUCUCUUGUCUUAUUUAUAAGAAAGGUGAUAAGGAACUAAUGGAGGUGACACUUGUUGAGGAUCGAUCAAGGGGAUGGAAGUAUUUUGAAAAGAAUGGCAAUAGUUGGACUUCCAUUGAGAAGAAAGAGUAUGGUAAUAAGCUACAGGAUCUCAAGAAUGGAGUGACUACUCAGCCUUUUGUACCAUCUCCUAAGCCUAAGGAUGUCUCUGAAGCUCCUGCAGCAGAAACGGUCAUUAAAAGCAGUGAAUAA
This is a messenger RNA of Theileria equi strain WA, 2385 nucleotides long. RefSeq lists its product as hypothetical. NCBI's taxonomy places the organism in Eukaryota, Apicomplexa, Aconoidasida, Piroplasmida, Theileriidae. Bases 1 to 2385 code for a protein of 794 amino acids. The transcript has a single exon. The record is from RefSeq and is a predicted model, not a curated record.